AUGGAAGAAGACAGUAUUAACCAGACUCUUUUGACAAAAGAGAAGAGUGUACAAGAAAAUGGUGUUGAGGAUAAGGAGGAGGAUGAGAAUUUGCCACUCAAAACCAGGGUAUGGAGGGAAACCAAGACGAUGUGGGUGGUGGCUGGCCCUGCUAUCUUCACCAGAGUUUCCACAUUUGGAAUAAAUGUCAUCAGUCAAGCCUUCAUUGGUCACAUUGGCUCUACACAACUAGCUGCAUUUUCGCUUGUAUUCACCGUACUCAUCAGGUUCGCAAAUGGGAUCUUGCUGGGCAUGGCUAGUGCGCUAGAAACUCUUUGUGGUCAAUCAUACGGUGCGAAACAGUACCACAUGCUUGGAAUACAUCUUCAGCGGUCAUGGGUAGUUCUGUUUAUUAGCACAGUGCUCCUCAUUCCUCUUUGCAUCUUUACAACCCCGAUUUUAGAGGCAUUAGGCCAAAAAGAUAAUAUUUCAGAAGAGGCAGGAUAUAUUUCUCUAUGGGUGAUCCCUGUGCUUUUUGCUUUUGUUGUAUCCUUUACCUGCCAAAUGUACUUACAAGCACAGAGCAAAAAUAUGAUCAUUGCUUAUGUGUCGGCAAUUUCAAUUGCAAUCCACAUCCUCCUUUCAUGGCUUUUUACUGUCAAAUUUAAGUGGGGGGUUGCCGGUGUAAUGGUGUCGACUAUUAUAGCAUAUUGGCUACCCAACGUUGGUCAGCUGUUGUUUGUUCUAUGUGGAGGAUGCCCGGAAACAUGGACAGGCUUCUCAACCUUAGCUUUUACAAAUCUCUGGGAGGUCCUCAAGCUGUCUCUGUCAUCCGGUGUUAUGCUUUGUCUUGAGCUUUGGUACAACACAAUCUUGGUUCUUUUAACUGGAAACAUGGAAAACGCAGAAGUCUCUAUCGAUGCUCUAUCGAUUUGCCUCAACAUUGUUGGGUGGGAAAUGAUGAUAUCCCUUGGUUUCCUGGCUGCAGCAAGUGUACGAGUGUCGAAUGAGCUUGGAAGAGGUAGUGCAAAAAAGGCAAAGUUCUCUGUUAAGGUUAUUGUUUCGAUAUCAUUUGCUAUAGGAGGUAGCUACAAUGGUUUCCAACUUGUCACCUUAUUGGCAUUCUCCAUACUCUUGAACGGUGUUCAACCAGUGCUCUCAGGAGUUGCUCUCGGAGCUGGAUGGCAGAGUACUGUGGCAUAUGUGAACAUAGCAUCCUAUUACCUUAUAGGGAUUCCUGUUGGGGUGGUGCUUGGUUAUCCUCUAAAGCUACAAGUCCAGGUAACAUUAGCUCGUAGCCGUGUUAACAAGUGGGAAGUAACAGAUAUUGGAGAAUCGAGCCCCGAGACAUAA
This is a messenger RNA of Prunus armeniaca (apricot), 1332 nucleotides long. NCBI's taxonomy places the organism in Eukaryota, Viridiplantae, Streptophyta, Magnoliopsida, Rosales, Rosaceae. The record is from the annotation of a GenBank genome assembly.